AUGAAAGGCUACAUCGCUCUGUUUGGUCUUGCCACAAGCGCGCAUGCCCUGGAAUUUUCGCACUCGCAAUGCACAAACUCAUCAGUCUAUCAUGCAACGAUACUAUCAACAAAAGCCUCCACCGCGACUUUCACGAGCAUUCCGACCAACGCGAAUAACGUAUCAGUACAACAUACUGGGAACUCGCCCUCGACCUCCGCUACUAUUACUCAGCCACACAUUGUUACAGGCUCUACGACAUCAGAGCAGUAUGGAUCUGCAACCACAUACCCUUCCAUCCACGCACCAUUCUCGUUCGCCACAUCAGAUACAAGCCUCAAUGCUGCUUCAAGUUCGCAAGAGCAGCCACAUACCGAUGCUACUUCGGGCGCGAACGAUGGUUCAAGUAACAAGGGUUCAAUCUCCUUGUCUCACUCCGUUGGCGCUCUUCCAACGUCACAAUCGAGCUUGCAAUCGCCGCACAUUCCUACGACGACACUGGUGGUCUCGACUAUCACACCUUCUGGCAACUCAUCAUCGCCCAAAUCCUCCUUAGUUCCAUUCACGGGUUCAUCAUCGACGAACUCCGUAAGCGGUGGCGCAAUUGUUGUUGGCUUGUUUUUCACAGCGCUUUUCCUGUAA
This is a messenger RNA of Aureobasidium namibiae CBS 147.97, 621 nucleotides long. RefSeq lists its product as uncharacterized. Bases 1 to 621 code for a protein of 206 amino acids. The record is from RefSeq and is a predicted model, not a curated record. The transcript has a single exon. Lineage: Eukaryota; Fungi; Ascomycota; Dothideomycetes; Dothideales; Saccotheciaceae.